UGUUACAGCUAGGAAGGCAAAUGACGCUAAGAAAUGGAUGCAAAUGCAUUAGCCCGCAGCAAAGGGCACGGCAGAGAAGGCAGGCCCAUUAGCAGCCAUCCAGGCUCUGCCCUUCAAGGGAUGUGAGCAAGGCCCCUUAAUUUAAGGAUGGGCAAACCAGUCUGAGUCAGCAUCGCGAGGGGAGAGGAGAAAGAAAUCUGCUCCAAAGGCAACAACUGAGCGAAGGAAGAGCUGAAAUGGCUCGAGCGUGCCAACACGGACAUGUGCAGCCACCUCCGGCUCGCCUGGCCCCGCUGCUACAGAAAAGGCGGUUUCUGGCCGAUACUCAGCUCUGCGGAGCGGGACAGUGGGAACACGAGGAGCCGCUUUAUGAAUGUGCCCUCUGUGCUCGUGGUCUCUAGGGCCCCUCUGCGGGGGGGGUGACCUGGCUCCGGUUCGGGCUGGGCUCUCCCCGCGCAGGAUCAGUGACAGUCACCGCGUAAAGUGCAUUUUCCCCCUGCUUUCUCGCAGCUAACCUGCAGAGAAAACAAUUCCCUGCUAUAGCUACCAACUACCAGAGCUGCUGGAGACGACGACAGUAUGGCUCUCGAAAUUGGCCUUUGAUUAGAGAAGAAAGCUAUCGUGAGCGGGAAAGGGCAGCGCUGCUGUGCACUGGGAGGAGGAGCCGGCGCAGAGCUCGCUGCCUGCCGUGGGAGGGGACCGCACGCAUGGUAGCAGGCCUGUACCCCUCCCGACCCGAGCCAUGCUGUAAGGUGAGGGCAGCCCGGCCGGCCAGCCAGCAGCGGGAGCGAUGGCCCAGUCUCGGGCCAACGGCUCGCACUACGCCCUGACGGCGAUAGGGCUGGGGAUGCUCGUCCUCGGCAUCAUCAUGGCCGUCUGGAACCUCGUCCCCGGCUUCGGCCCCGCCGACAAACCCGCCACCCACGCCGGGAACAGCAGCAAGCCCGACCGCGGCACCGGGGGCAUUUUGAAGAGCAAGACCUUCUCGGUGGCGUACGUGUUGGUAGGGGCAGGCGUGCUGCUGCUGCUGCUCUCCAUCUGCUUGAAUAUCCGGGACAAGAAGAGGCAAAACGAAGAUAUCGUUCACGUGCAGCACCAAGCAUCUGCAGAGCCCUCGCACCAGGAGGACAGUCAAGAAGAGGACGAAGACGUGUCUUCCCAGUACUACGUCCCCAGCUACGAGGAGGUGAUGAACACGGGCUACUCUGAGCCGAGAGACUCAGACAGGAGCAACAGGAUCAGCGUCUCCCUGCCCUCCUACGAGUCGCUGACGGGGCUCGAUGAAAGCACCCAGCCGCCGGGAGCCGCCGGCGCGGAGCCCGGCACGGAGCGGCAGCCCAGCCGGCACAGCUCGCGCCUGAGCAAGCGGCUGAAGCCGCUGAAGGUCCGGAGGAUCAAGUCAGAGAAGCUGCACUUGAAGGACAUCAGGCUAAACCUUGCGCAGGGGAACAGCACAGCUCCUAUCACGAUAGAGCCGCUGACUCCUCCGCCCAAGUACGAGGAGAUCCAGGAGAAAGUGCCAGAGAGCCAGCAAAUGACUUAAAAAAAAAAAAAAAAAAAAAAAAAAAAAAAGAAUCUGUGAUGCUGCUGAGGGUUUGUUUUUUGGGGUAUUUUUGGUUUGUUUUUUUUUUCUUUUAAAAUAACCACACUAAGUGGGGCUCGGUCUGUGGGUGCAGAAGCGGUCAGGGCUCCCUGGAAGCUGCCAUGCAGAGGACACAAUGGGUGCGUAGCGCUGCGGCAUGGGGACGGGACAAUCUUUUCCCGGGACGGGGCUUUACAAAAGACUGUGGGGAAAGAAACCUGAAUGCCUAUAGCUCUGCUGCUCUGAAGUAAAUGAAGGCUGGAAGUACCAAAAGCGUAGUUAGUGGUGUUUUGCAUAAGGACCACCAAUGCAUCUUCUUACCCCCUCUCCCCUUUGCUGCCAGCAAGACUCUUCCAAGCCACCAAACUGAUAUUGAACAAGGAUUUUCCAAGUGGAAAAGGGAAACGUUCCUUGUUUUUUCAGUGCCUUUUCUUUCCGAGUAAGGGAAACUGCGUUGCCAGAGUAGCGCUGCGGCUUUCCCCCGGCUCCCGGCUGGGGCUGGGAUGGUGGCCCAGGGCCAGCCCCGACUCCUGCCAAGGUCUGUGCUUGCUGGUGGGAAGUGGGCCGAAACGGGCCCCGUGGUCCUCGGGGAGAGGAUGGAUUUCUCGCCUCGGUUGCCUUCCACUGUUGUGUUUUGUGCUUCGAUGAGAAGGAACGGUCCGUUCGAGGCAAGUGGAUAAAUCCAGGGGGUUGGGAGCCGAGUGCGCCGCUGCCAGGAGGUGUGCAGGGUAAAACGACGGCUGAGCAUGCUGUGCGAGCAGUUCUAAAUAAAUAUUUUGUACAUUG
Messenger RNA from Harpia harpyja (harpy eagle), 2368 nucleotides. It is a transcript of the gene TMEM51, whose product is annotated as transmembrane protein 51. The transcript has 4 exons. The record is from RefSeq and is a predicted model, not a curated record. Lineage: Eukaryota; Metazoa; Chordata; Aves; Accipitriformes; Accipitridae. Bases 791 to 1543 code for a protein of 250 amino acids.